AUGGGUGAUUAUUUAGUUGUCGGUGUUCACUCUGACGCCGAGAUUGAAAAACACAAAGGACCAACUGUCAUGAAGGAGGAUGAGAGAUAUACAGCUGUUGCAGCUUGCAAAUGGGUUGAUCAUGUUGUUCCCAACGCUCCGUACUUUACAAGCCUCGAAGUAAUGGACAGUUAUGCUUGCGAUUUUUGUGUACAUGGUGAUGAUAUCACCACGCUUUGUGAUGGGACAGAUUGUUACCAAGCGGUCAAAGAUGCUGGUCGUUACCGAGAAUGUAAACGUACGCAAGGCAUUUCUACUACUGAACUUGUAGGGCGUAUGUUACUCAUGACGCGUGAUCAUCACAAACGUAAAUCAUCUAUUGCAUCUGUCAAUAAUGAAGAUUUGAGCACCUUCAGCAGUAGUCCAUCUAAGCAAAGUCCUGAGACAAAAAUUUCCCAUUUCCUGCCGACAUCAAGAAAGAUAGUACAAUUUUCUGAAGGCAAGGAACCAAAUCCCGGAGAUAAAGUUAUUUAUGUCGACGGUACUUUUGAUCUGUUCCAUGUAGGACAUAUCGAAUUUUUGAAAAGAGCAAAAGCCCUAGGUGAUUACCUCCUAGUUGGGGUUCAUGAUGAUCAGACCGUUAAUGCUAUUAAGGGAUCAAACUAUCCACUAAUGAACCUUCAUGAACGCGUAUUAAGCGUUCUGGCAUGUCGUUAUGUUGAUGAAGUCAUUAUAGGGGCUCCAUACAGCGUCGAUAAUAAUGUAUUAUCCAAGGUUUACAAAGUUGACGUUGUCGCUCACGGAAAUACGCCUUCAUUGCCUGAUAUUACCAAUAAAGACCCUUAUGAGAUUCCUAAAGAAAAAGGCAUUUAUGUUGAAAUAGAAAACCCCUCCGCGGAGCUAACUACUGCUGGCAUAAUUAAUAGGAUAAUCAAACAUCGUAUCAGAUACGAAGAACGCCAAGCUAGGAAAAAUGAAAAGUCCAAGUUGGAAGAGGAGAAAUUGAAACAAAAUUAA
Molecule: messenger RNA, 996 nt
Organism: Scutellospora calospora
Lineage: Eukaryota; Fungi; Glomeromycota; Glomeromycetes; Diversisporales; Gigasporaceae
Source: the annotation of a GenBank genome assembly